This is a messenger RNA of Oenanthe melanoleuca, 1000 nucleotides long. It is a transcript of the gene DNAJC19, whose product is annotated as DnaJ heat shock protein family (Hsp40) member C19. The record is from RefSeq and is a predicted model, not a curated record. Gene Ontology annotation, molecular function: ATPase activator activity. Bases 53 to 508 code for a protein of 151 amino acids. Gene Ontology annotation, cellular component: PAM complex, Tim23 associated import motor. Lineage: Eukaryota; Metazoa; Chordata; Aves; Passeriformes; Muscicapidae. Gene Ontology annotation, biological process: protein import into mitochondrial matrix. The transcript is spliced from 6 exons.
UUGCGGCGGUGUAGGGCCGGGCCGGGCUGGGCCGUGCCGCGCUCGGGCAGACAUGGUGAGUGAAGGUCUGCUGUGCCCAGCCCGGCGCUCCCGAGGGCCCGCGGGCUGGGCCCGGCCUUGGUCAGAGACCGCUGGCUCCGCUCUCGGCCCCGCAGCCCCCGUGGCCAGCACCAUGGUGGCGGUCGGCCUGGCCAUAGCGGCAGCCGGAUUCGCAGGUCGCUAUGCAGUAAAAACUUUGAAACAUAUGGAGCCACAGGUAAAACAAGCCCUUCAAAACCUACCAAAACCUGCCUUCAGUGGUUAUUACAGAGGUGGAUUUGAACCCAAAAUGACUAAACGAGAAGCAGCUUUAAUACUAGGAGUGAGCCCUACAGCCAACAGAAAUAAAAUUAGAGAAGCUCAUAGACGGAUCAUGCUUCUGAAUCAUCCAGAUAAAGGUGGAUCUCCCUAUGUAGCAGCCAAAAUUAAUGAAGCUAAGGAUCUACUAGAAGACCAAGCUAAAAAAUGAAUGAAGAAGAAAAUCACUCAUUCAGAGGGUUUGUCCUUGCAAAUGAUUAUUUUUGAUAAAUGGCUUAAGAAAAGUUCUAAUGUUCUUUGACUUCAUUUAUAUUAAGCUGGAAAUACAAAUCCAGGGAGGUACUUCCCUCCCCACUUGGUCAAUUUGUUUUGGGUAUAGGGAGUGAAGCUUAAAGAUGUUUUUCAUAGCUGUUCUUUAUUAAACAGCAAAAUCUGCCACUCAAAUAUUUUGUGCUUGAGAGCAGUACCUUGGUGUGGCCAGUGUGUGUUACCAAGCACAGGCAGACUCCCAUGCUGUUUCCUAAUUUCUGUUGAGCUGGCCCUGUUUAAAGUUCACGCUGCUGCUCUUCCAUCUGCUAAAAUUAGCACACUGAACCUGUUUGGGAAGGGGGUGGAACAACCAAGAGGAUUUAUUGGAUGGGAGGAACUGGGAGAAAUGUGUGGUUGUCUCUGCCUGGAGAAAUAAAGUACAGGAAACAAUGCA